GUUUGUUGCGCAGGCGGAACUGGGGGGAGGGAGUAAACUAUUACCACGUGACGUUCGGGUCAGGUGGUUGGGCAAGCCUCCGCGCUCGAGCUGUGACUGGCUGACUCUAAUAAGAAGACGCCACUAGGGGCGGGGCGAAGAGGGGCGCAAGCUCACUGCGUUUUGAGUCUCGGGACCCCUGUUGGAGAGACUAUGGCGCUCAACAAGAAUCAUUCGGAGGGCGGCGGAGUGAUCGUCAACAACACGGAGAGCAUCCUCAUGUCCUAUGAUCAUGUGGAACUCACAUUCAAUGACAUGAAGAACGUGCCAGAAGCCUUCAAAGGGACCAAGAAAGGCACCGUCUACCUUACCCCUUACCGGGUCAUCUUUCUGUCCAAGGGCAAGGAUGCCAUGCAGUCCUUUAUGAUGCCAUUUUAUCUCAUGAAAGACUGUGAGAUCAAGCAGCCUGUAUUUGGUGCAAACUACAUCAAGGGAACAGUGAAGGCAGAAGCAGGAGGUGGCUGGGAAGGCUCUGCUUCCUACAAGUUGACUUUCACGGCAGGGGGCGCCAUUGAGUUUGGACAGCGGAUGCUCCAAGUGGCAUCUCAAGCCUCCAGAGGUGAAGCCCCCAAUGGAGCCUAUGGCUACUCUUACAUGCCCAGCGGGGCCUAUGUCUAUCCCCCGCCAGUCGCCAAUGGAAUGUACCCCUGCCCUCCUGGCUACCCCUAUCCACCGCCCCCGCCUGAGUUCUAUCCAGGACCCCCAAUGAUGGAUGGGGCCAUGGGAUACGUGCAGCCCCCACCACCGCCCUAUCCUGGGCCCAUGGAACCUCCGGUCAGCGGUCCCGAUGUCCCCUCCACUCCUGCAGCCGAAGCCAAGGCCGCAGAAGCAGCCGCCAGCGCCUACUACAACCCAGGCAAUCCUCACAACGUCUACAUGCCCACGAGCCAGCCGCCACCACCUCCCUACUACCCACCGGAAGAUAAGAAGACCCAGUAGGCCCUCCUGCCUCCCUGCCUCCCACCCUUAUCUCUGUACCCUACCCCUCCCAUCGGGGCUGCCCUGGGGCUGGGGGAGGGGAGGGGGCGCCUUGUUCUCCCUCCAGGUCUGAUCAUAAACAAUUACCAGAAACUAGCAUUGUGGGACAUUAGGGCCUCUGGCCUCAGGAGAGGUGCCGCCCAGCUUCCCAUGCCAGCCCAGAGCCCACAACGCUGCCCAGUGUGCCUCAUGCACCGUCUGGGGCUUUCCUGGGAGCACAGGGCAUCCCCUGUUCCUGUUUCACUCUCAGCUUCUCCCCUCAAAGGGACUCUCUGGCCACCUCCUCCACCGCAGUCCAGCUCCCUCAGUCUGGCAGCCGCUGCUACACUCAGCCUCAUGAGCCACUUCAGACCAGCCAGGUGUCUUCCCCGGCCCUGCCAGGCCCUGCUCACAUUCCCUCCGCUGGUCUAUGCUGGUCUCAGAAGGCCACCGUGUCCACAUUCCACUCAGCCAGGGUCCAGCUGCAGCCCCGCCACCCGUCCUUCCCUUCCUUGUCCUGGGUCAUGCUGUUGCCACCCCGUGUGACUUUUGAAGCUGUAAAAUGAGCUUCCAGGGCUUGGGUGGCGUCUGGGCAGGGCCACCGAGGCUGGGAGGAAGCGCUUCUGCCUUUUGCUGGUGUUUCUGGAAUUUGCUGUCCCUCACCUCUCACUUCCCUCUAGAAGGAGUUUCCCGACUGGAACCAGAGGAUGCAUGUCUGUCCACUUUUGGGCUGCUGGGUGGGGCUGGAAACAAGGGCCCCUGACCCUUCGUGCCAGCCGGGACCUGCCACUAGCCCCCCAGCCUGCUUCUUCCCCUUAAGCUUCGUGCCCCUGGAUGCGCUAACAUUCGCUCUUGUUUGUUCCUGGACUGGCCAUGACGUGAGGAGAAGGUUAUCUAAAGAGAAUUCCCUAUUUAUUUGACAAAAAAUCCAGUUAAUAUAUUAAUGUGAAAUAAACCCUGUUUGCACCUUGAUUUGUUUGCUGAAAAUGUGAAAUAGUAAAAAUGAAGUAACUGGA
Molecule: messenger RNA, 2012 nt
Organism: Rhinopithecus roxellana (golden snub-nosed monkey)
Lineage: Eukaryota; Metazoa; Chordata; Mammalia; Primates; Cercopithecidae
Gene: WBP2
Product: WW domain binding protein 2
Exons: 8
Coding region: 193-978 (261 amino acids)
Biological process (GO): positive regulation of DNA-templated transcription
Cellular component (GO): nucleus
Molecular function (GO): chromatin DNA binding; transcription coactivator activity
Source: RefSeq, a predicted model, not a curated record